UACGUUCUCCACAACUACCACCAGGAAGUGAAGAAAGUUAUAGUUGCGGCCCAAGGUAGCUGGUAAAGGUUCAAGGAAGGAAUGAAGAGGAAGUACCGCUUGGGAGAUGGAUUGUUGACCACCACGGACCUUGAGGCGAUGAACAAGGAGGACUUUACGACGAUAGGGACCUUUGUUCAGGAAUUCAAGAAGAGGUCGCGAAAGGUCCAUGGGAUUUCGGAGGAGGCGCAGUGCGCCAUUUUUCUGGGGCUACUCACGGCAUCGGAGGCCGUUGAGUUAACAAGACACGGAGAAUGUAGCACCAAGCUCACCUGGACCACCAUUGACAGAGGGGUGGAAGUUGGAUGUUUGGACCAGGUGGAGCAACGUCAGGUACGCCUGCAAAGGCAGAAGAGAAAGGAAAGAGAUGCGACCGCUUCUGGGACCCCGGGGGUAAGAAGGAUUGUUACAGACGUAUUGGCACAACUAGGAUAUGCAAUUGAACCGGUGGUGCAAAGGAGGGUGGUGACGGAUGUCAAAGUGAAAGGAAAGGAGCCGGUGAUAGAGGAGGCUGUUCAGGAAGAGCUCUGGGAAGAGGCAGAGCCGGUGCUGCAGCACCUGACGAAGGUCCAGCGCAAAGUGCAGAAGGUGAUCGACCGGCUGCUGGAAGGGCAUAAUGACCUCAUGAUCCUGAAGGAAAUCCUAGCGUCAGCCCCUCGACUCCUCGAUGAACUGAAGGGGAGAUUGUCGAGGCGCCUGGUGCCCAAUGUCCACCUGGGUACGAUCCUGCCCAAGGAGGCUGAGUGGGCAGAGUCGGGUACGAAAAUGGACUGCAAGUGUGUAGCCUGCGGCACGGUGGAUUUAGUGGUGAAAGGUUCCAAGUGCGCGGCAAUGGUGGACACCGGGGCAGAGAUGAACAUUAUUCGGGAGGUGGACGCGACAAGAUUCGGGCUGGAUAUAGACCGUUCUGACUGCGGUAUUCUGCAUGGAGCCAGCUGUAAGGCCGUGUUUUGCGGGAUAGCCUCGAAUGUGCUCAUCGAGGUUGGAAAGGUGAAGGCCAGGGCAUGCUUCUUCAUAAUGCCGGACGUGGACCAUGGAAUCCUCCUGGGGAGGUCAUUCCUAAGCAGGACGAAAACCGUGAUGUUCAACAAACAUGACGGGACUCUAAUCCUUCUCUUAUGCGAUCCUGCCUGCGAGAAUUACGAGAUAAUUACCUGCAGGAAUACAGGGUCAAGGAGUAUAAGGAACCGACCCAAUCCAGGAUCAUUCACGAUUGAAGAGUCGGAAGGUGAGCGCCGGAGGCUCCGGGCAGAGCCCGAAGCAGGAGAGAGGGUGAAAGCAUUUUCCCUCAUCCUGUCGGACGUUGGGAAAACCAUGGACUUGGUGGCCGCGCAUGAGAUGGAAGAUCCGGAUGCCAUCCAGGCUUUGAGAGAGCAGGUUUUAGAAUGCCCCGAGGCAGGAAAGUUGGAGCUGGUAUAUCGGCUCCCGGGCAGCGGAAGGAACCCCGCAUCAGUGCAAGCACAAUCUGAAAGCCUCGACCAGUCAGGCUCGUUGAACCCGGCAGGGAAUGUGGACGAAGUGCCCGAGAGCCAGGACGACGAGUUCGAGGAGAGGGAGAUUAAGGAGGCUUUUCGUGCAGAGGAGUACGACGGGAUCUACCUAGAGCUGGGGCUUCUUCUGUCAUGUGAAAUGCGGCUAAGGGAUGCAAGCGAUAGGGCUCAGAGGAUGCUGCAGCGCUAUUUAGUGCGAGACGGCCACCUUUUCGUAAGAAGAGAAGUGGGAAAUCCCAGGAGAGUCGUUUGCAGUAGGAACCACCAGAUUGACGUCGUAGUAGCACUUCAUGAUGGCAUUGCAGGAGGGCAUCGAGGGGUACAAGCCACGUAUGCCAAGAUAAGUGAUCUGUACUACUGGAAUGGAAUGAUGGACAUGGUCGAGAAAUUCUGUCGAUCCUGCGUACCGUGUCAGGAGAGAUCUCGUUUGAGGCAAGGAGAGCCACUGCAUCCAAGGCUAGAGCGAGAGGUGGGGGCUGUAGUGCAUCUCGAUUUACUUUUUAUGCCGCUUGGGGAUCAGGGCUAUAACUACAUCUUCGAUGCGCGCGAUAACCUGUCUGGCUUCGUAGAUGGACGUGCCAUUCGUACCAAGACUGGUUCAGUCUUAGUUAGCUGCAUCGAGGAGUACUACCUGCGUUAUCCUUUCGUCAGGGAGUUCGUAAUGGACAGGGGAUCAGAAUUUACUUGCCAGGAGGUGCAGGAGUUGUUAUCAAGGUCUGACUUUACGAAGACAGCCAUGCCAAGAGGAGGGAAGGGUACAUGGCCGCCUCGGAGGCUGUUGGGAACAUCAGGAGGAUAUGAGCGACAUGGACCUCACCAUCGAGAAAGUACUCCGGUGUACGAUGAUGGGAACAUCGAGCUAUUCCUGGACAACUUUUGGGAUCAUGCAAGGCGUAUGGGCUGGAUCGUGGCCCAAGCGAUUGAGAGACUGAGGGGAGCAGGCAGGUUCGAGGAGCCCGUCGCGCGGAUCCGUAGGGAGGCGACGACGAGAUCAGAGGUGGAGUGGAGGAUGCAGGAGCUGCGACCCUCGCAUGAUGAGGAGCAUGGCGAGCAGGCAGAGGAGGUGCCUCGAGAGGAGGUGCCACGAGAGGAGGUGCUACAGGAGGAGUUCCAGGACACUCAGCGAAAGAGAGGGCUAGGCAAUGAGGAGAGACGUGCAGGAAAGGAAGUGAUAGAGGUUGGAGAGGACACGCCCCCUCAGACGCCAGCAGUGGGCUUGAGACCUGAAGAUGCUCCUCGGAGCAUGCGCCAGACAGGAGGGGAAUUGCAGAGAGAGGAGGCCCCAUUGCCUUCAUCAGAAAAAACUCCUUCCCGAGAGGGGAGAGCAGAAAGAAGGAGAGAAAGGGCAGCUGUAAGGAGAGAAGCCUUGACCCUGAUAGACAGACACCUAGCGGCUCAUGCCCUGGAGCACCCGGACCUGGAGGAGCCGACACCUACAGAGCCGCGCCAGGAGCGGUGCCAGCCCGAGAAGGAGGUGGAGGCAGAGAUCCCGAAGAGGGUUGACCUCCGCACAAGGGAAAGGGCGCCGGCUGGAGAGACAGACGAAGAAAAGAGGGCGAGAAGAACCAGGAGGAUAGAAGAGAUAUGGCAAGAGAGGCAGAGGUUGGAGGCAGCGGGGGAGCUUCCGGAGCAGCAGGAGGAGAGGCAGAGAUCGGAGGCAGCAGGAGGACUCCCAGGUCAGCCACCCAGCGCGCCAGCUAGGGCCCCGGAGAUCCCUGAGAUGUGGAGGGACUUCUGGGAGCAGAGAGGAGAGGAGCUUCCUUCGCCAGUCAGAGCCGGUCUUGGGGUGGCAAGGAAGGCAAAAGAAAGGUUGGAUCGCAAAAUCAAAUUCCUGAUGAAGGCAAUUUUUGACCGACACUUGCUAUUGGAGAGCGAUCUGGCAGGAAAGAAGAUUAAGGAAGCAGGCGAUGGGGUACGCCUGAAGGCUAUGGACGUGGAAAUCCAAGAACUCAGGGUAUUGGUGGCCAGUCAAGCAGCUAUCAUCGAGAGCCUGAGGCAGCGAUCUCAUGGAGAGGUGGACGAGCCAGAAAGAAGCCAACAGGGAGAGCAGAGGCGGCCAGGACAUGGUUUGUCAGGACAGCCAUCGACAGUAGAGACUCGCCAGGAGCCACCUAUAGGGAGAGUUAUCCUGGAGCCAGAGGAGGCGAGAGCCUAAAGGGAGGCAGAGAGAGAGGCCUUCGAGUUUAGAGCCCCUACUGAGCUCGCGACGCUACCUAUAGCAGCGGCGGGCCCAGUCAUACCUUUGGCAAUUGAGGA
This is a messenger RNA of Chara braunii, 3785 nucleotides long. The record is from the annotation of a GenBank genome assembly. NCBI's taxonomy places the organism in Eukaryota, Viridiplantae, Streptophyta, Charophyceae, Charales, Characeae.